Molecule: messenger RNA, 1420 nt
Organism: Sclerotinia trifoliorum
Lineage: Eukaryota; Fungi; Ascomycota; Leotiomycetes; Helotiales; Sclerotiniaceae
Source: the annotation of a GenBank genome assembly
UCACGUGAUCUCUAGGAUCAGACUAUAUGUCCGAGCUUGCUGAGGGCGGGGAGACCACAUGAGGCGAUUACCAUACAAAUUUGUAUACAAAUCGCCUUGCUUUUUGAUGAGGCCUAAGCUCAUGUGGACAGGUUGACUGUUACCUUGUAACAUAGAUAAAUCUCGCGUACAGUAAGGUUAUAGUGUCGGCAAGCCGACAAUAAUGCUUGCUAUAUGUUCUCUUGUAUGACGCCUCAUCUUUCUAUUCAUAUAGCCAUUUAUUUUUCUUCAAAGUGUAUGUUCUGCAUCGAUGACUCAAUUGCAUCAAUAUGUUAUUCACCGUCACCAAGUCAUACAACAACGUCUUCAUUGAGCAAACAUUGAACAUCCAUCAUCAUUAGAAUCUCACACAGUUUUUUCAUUAUCUUACAACAACGCAUUCACGAAAAGAAGUAAUAUUUCCAAUAAAACUAAGUUCUUGUAAUUAAGUGAUAUUACCCGGAUGGUCAGCCAUCUGCUUACAUUCAUAGUUACUGUCAAUCUUGCCAACAUGCAUUUGCGCCUUCUCAUUGUUUGCCUCGCCAUGUUUCGAAAAGUCGUCGCUGUUCCAGUCACUUCUCCUUUGACCUUCGGGAGACCCCAGUGCUAUGAAGAUUCUUCCAAAGUUCUUAAGCCUGAUAUGACUUGCGAUCAACUAAAAGAGAAUACCUGCUUCUACUCCGUUCGAACCCUGAGGGAUCCCGAGUCAGCAACCACCACAAUCACAGACUGGAAUUGUGUUUCAUAUGGCUCAGACCAUUUUGUGUUCAACAGGACAAAGGGCCUGUUUGGCAGUGACGCUGUUCCUGUGGAGGUUAAAGGCCGUGUUUGGCUUGUGUCAAACUUCAUCCGUUUGGAUGCACCACAGUCGGUCAUUAGUAUUAGUGGUUGGUACACUGGUCCUUGUAGGUUUCCACUGCUUAAAUGUCAGGGCAAGAAGUAUCCAGUGUAUUUGGAGGAAGAUAUCGGCGACACUGUCUUGGGCGCUAUAGGGAUCAACGGUCCCGACAACUAUUUUUAUCAGAUUGAGAUACCGUGCUGAUACUAGGCUUACUUGUGCUCAUUGGCAGGAGCUGUAGGAUUAUCCAUGAGGGAUCAACUAGCCAUGUCUUCGGUAGUUGGACAUAUAUCGUACAUGAAUUUAGAAGAAUCUAAUCGUUGAUGUUUAAUUACACUCGCCGUGGUUUGAAUCGUCUUGGUGAAAAAUUAAAAUGUAUGCAUUCACCUUCGGUACACUCAAGUAUUCAUUAGCUACGUUGAGUUCGCGAUAGUACCUUGCUAAGCACUACAUAUUUUCUGACUGAAAUUUGAUACAUCACCUCUUGUUUCCCUCAUAUACUCUAUGUACCUGACAUAUCGCGAGUCAACAAUUACUCCAGUGUCUAACAUAGUGAUUCACUGU